UCAAAAUUAAAAGAAAAAACUUACUAUAUGUUUCACAUUUCCACUUCGCAUCACAGCUUGCUCCUUUUUUUUGCAUUACUCCCAGUCAUAAAAGCAAAAAAACCCAGAAAAAGAAAGUCGUAAGAUAGUCGCUUCACGGCGUGAUCUGAUCACAGAGACUCAUAAAGAUCAAGACUUUCAUCCAACUCCAACCUAAAAUCUCUCACAAUUAUCUUUCUUCCUCGUUCGCUCCGUUAAACCCUAAAAUUGGAAUCUCUCAUCCCGCACGCUAACACCUGCCCACUCUUCUUAUCCUUUUAUUUUCUUCAGACAUUAAAGCUUGGAGCUUGACGAACUAGUGAUUCUCGAAAGGUGAGAACUUGAUUGAUUUGUUUGGAGAAGUUGAUCACGCCCUGAAGGUGUUUGAUAGAAUGGCUCAGUCAGUUGGUCCAAGGCUGUAUAGUUGCUGCAACUGCAGGAACCAUGUGGGACUUCACGAUGAUAUUAUCUCUAAGGCUUUUCAGGGAAGAACCGGGAGAGCCUUCCUCUUCUCCCACGCAAUGAACAUUGUGGUUGGGCCUAAAGAAGACCGGCAUCUUCUUACGGGUCUCCACACUGUGGCUGACAUAUCUUGUGCUGACUGCAAUGAACCCUUGGGCUGGAAGUACGAGCGAGCCUACGAGAGCUCACAAAAGUACAAGGAGGGCAAGUUCAUAUUCGAAAAGGCUAAGAUUGUCAAGGAGGAGGAUUGGUAGUGAAAGCAACAUGUUGAAUUCAUUAUUGGAUUGACUCAAAAAACUGUACAUAGAUAAAACCUUGGCUUUGUCGAUUCCAAUCUUUAUGGAUUUCACAAGUCUAUCAUCAUCCAUUAUUCGGUUCGUUAUCUCUCUCGCCUGCAUGCUGUUAAAUAUGUCAGUCUCUUGUGUUUAAGUGGAUGUUUAUAUAAUAAUAUAUAUACACAUUAAUUAUGGA
Messenger RNA from Brassica napus (rape), 951 nucleotides. RefSeq names its product protein yippee-like At4g27745. The transcript has 4 exons. Lineage: Eukaryota; Viridiplantae; Streptophyta; Magnoliopsida; Brassicales; Brassicaceae. The record is from RefSeq and is a predicted model, not a curated record. The coding region runs from base 411 to 734 and encodes 107 amino acids.